UCGGCGUUUCCGCCAAUGGCGUCGCGCCGCCGGGCGCUCCCGCCAAUGGCCGCGCGGCUCCCGGCGAGGCGGAAGCGUCGCGGCGGGGUCGGGGGUCGCCGCUGUUGAUGUUGACACGGGCCCCGCAGCCCCCGGUUCGCCGCCGGUUCCCCUCCAUGCUCCCCCCGCCAUGACGAUCCUCCCGAAGAAGAAACCGGUCCCGGCUCCGGACGGUGACGCCGAUUCGGGGCCGGACACCGGGUCGGAUCGAGGCUCUGAGCCGGGCUCUGAGCGAGGCCCCGGCGGGGAUCCCGUGGUCCCCGGGGCGGGGGGGCCCCGUCCCCGCGCUUCUCCGCCGCCCCCGUUACGGGGCUGGGCCGGGCUUCCCCCCGCCGGUUCCCCCCCCCCCAGCGGCGGCCCCGGAGGCGGCGGCGGGGGGGGCGGCGACGGCCCCGCCGCUUUGUUGGGUUUAGAAGCGGCCGCUUUGGGUUUAACGGAACCGCGGGGGCCCGGGGGGGGCGGCGGAGGCGGCGGGGGGGGCGGCGGCCCCGGGCACAGCAAGAGGCGGCGGAGGGGGGUGGCCGGGCCGAGCGGCGGCCCCGGGGGAGCCGGGGGGCCCGGGGGCCUCGCCGUGGGGCUGGGGCUCGGCCCCGGGGGCAGCCCCGGCAGGGACGAACCCGCGGGCGGCUGCAACAGCGAGGACGAGUACGAGGCCGGUAGGGCCGAACUGGACCCGGCGGCGGCGGAGCAGCAGGAGCACCGGUUCGAGAAGGCGCUGCGCGAGAAGAAAGGGUUCAUCAUCAAACGCAUGAAGGAGGACGGCGCCUGCCUCUUCCGCGCCGUCGCCGAUCAGGUGUACGGAGAUCAGGACAUGCACGAGGUGGUGCGGAAACACUGCAUGGACUACCUGAUGAAAAACGCCGACUACUUCUCCAACUACGUGACGGAGGAUUUUACCACCUACAUCAACCGCAAGCGCAAGAGCACGUGCCACGGCAACCACAUCGAGAUGCAGGCCAUGGCCGAGAUGUACAACCGUCCCGUUGAGGUCUACCAGUACGGCACUGAACCCAUCAACACCUUCCACGGGAUCCAACACCACGAGGAUGAGCCAAUCCGCGUCAGCUACCACCGCAACAUCCACUACAACUCCGUCGUCAACCCCAACAAGGCCACCAUCGGCGUGGGGCUGGGGCUGCCCUCCUUCAAACCGGGGCUGGCGGAGCAGUCGCUGAUGAAAAGCGCCAUCAAAACGUCGGAGGAGUCGUGGAUUGAGCAGCAGAUGUUGGAGGACAAGAAACGCGCCACCGACUGGGAGGCCACCAACGAGGCCAUCGAGGAGCAGGUGGCUCGCGAGUCCUACCUGCAGUGGCUGCGUGACCAGGAGAAGCAAGCGCGGCAGCCACGCAAGGCCAGCGCCACGUGCAGCUCGGCGACGGCGGCGGCGGCCAGCGGGCUGGAGGAGUGGAGCGGGCGCUCGCCGCGACCCCGCAGCGCCGCCCCUUCGCCCGAGCACCCCGGGCUGCACCCCGAAGCGCCCGGCCCCAAACCCCCCUCGCCCGGAGCCCCCCCGCCCGGCAAACCCCCCUCACCCUGUGCCCCAGGGACCAGUAGCCAACUGGGAGCAGGGGGGGGCCGGGCCACCCCCCCUUUGGUGUCGCUGUACCCCGCGCUGGAGUGCAGAGCCCUCAUGCAGCAGAUGUCGCCCACCGCCUUCGGCCUGAACGACUGGGAGGACGACGAGAUCCUGGCGUCGGUGCUGGCCGUGUCGCAGCAGGAAUACCUGGAGACCAUGAAGACCUCCCGCCACAGAGACCCCCCCACCGACAAGAGUUGAUAUUGAACCCCCGGACUGCGCCCCCCACACCCCCCGGACC
Messenger RNA from Cuculus canorus (common cuckoo), 1856 nucleotides. RefSeq names its product OTU deubiquitinase 5 (gene OTUD5). Gene Ontology annotation, biological process: protein deubiquitination. Bases 170 to 1816 code for a protein of 548 amino acids. Lineage: Eukaryota; Metazoa; Chordata; Aves; Cuculiformes; Cuculidae. The transcript is spliced from 9 exons. Gene Ontology annotation, molecular function: K63-linked deubiquitinase activity; cysteine-type deubiquitinase activity. The record is from RefSeq and is a predicted model, not a curated record.